GCCUGCUCUAGCUUCUUUUUUCCUCGGCGGAGGCCAUGAUGGGAGCCUGAUCUCAGCUGGAACGACAAAAAAAGAAAGAUGAUUCACCGGGACGGAGCUGUCAAGACAAUCUGUGCAUAUUGCUGAUCUUUGUAUAGUCUGUAUACAUCUACGGUGGAGCCUGUCACUUUUUUCCUCCAGCAGUGUUCUCGGCGAGCGUUCAGUGACAAUGUUGAAUCGUUAGCAGGCUUUUUUUGGAUCGAAAAAAAGGAGCUAGCUGUUGUGGCUACCUAGAAAGCUAGCUAGCGAGCUAGCAAGCGAGCCCACCAGUCCGAGUGUUUUUUUGGGGGGGGUGGGGUGGGGGGUGGGGGGGGUUCUCGCACCGGCAUUCAGCCUCUUGUUUGGACCGAACGUGACAUCUUGAAGGCUUGUUUUUGUGGACAACUGCAUGUGUUUGACUGGGAAGUAUUGGCACGAUCGGGAUUGGGAAGAGUGGGGCCUGCACCGAGGAAAAGCAGCGCAAAGGCCCGUCUUUAUGCUCCGGAGGAAGCCUGUCUAAUCCUCGCCACAACCACUGUUAGCUCGCUGAGAGCUGCCGCGCAGACUACAUUUAAAAAAAAAAAAAAAAAACACAAAACAAAAGCUGCUUUCAUCACUUAUUCGUUAUAGACUCCUGUCAGCCGCAAUGACUGCCAUUAUUAAGGAAAUAGUCAGCCGGAACAAAAGGAGAUACCAGGAGGACGGCUUCGACCUGGACUUAACAUAUAUCUAUCCAAACAUCAUCGCCAUGGGCUUUCCUGCAGAGCGACUUGAAGGCGUGUACAGAAACAAUAUAGAUGACGUAGUACGGUUCUUGGAUUCAAAGCAUAAAAACCAUUACAAAAUCUACAACCUCUGCGCAGAAAGACACUACGACGCCGCCAAAUUUAACUGCAGAGUUGCACAGUACCCCUUUGAAGACCACAACCCCCCUCAGCUGGAGCUCAUCAAGCCCUUUUGCGAAGACCUGGACCAGUGGCUCAGCGAGGACGACAAUCACGUGGCGGCCAUCCAUUGUAAGGCUGGGAAGGGCCGCACGGGAGUUAUGAUCUGCGCCUAUCUCCUGCACCGUGGCAAGUUCCUGGAGGCCCAAGAAGCGCUCGACUUUUACGGCGAAGUCAGGACAAGGGACAAGAAGGGGGUGACCAUCCCGAGCCAGCGCCGCUACGUCUACUACUACAGCUACCUACUGAAGAACCAGCUGGAGUACAAACCCGUGGCGCUGCUCUUCCACAAAAUGGUGUUUGAGACGCUCCCCAUGUUCAGCAGCGGCACCUGCAGGGACAGUACUGUUAAAAACAGGAGCGAGCCGACCCCUCAGGGCUUCAAGAAAGGGAAUUGGCAUUGGGAUCCCCAGUUUGUGGUAUACCAACUCAAAGUAAAGAUCCACACGUCCAACCCCACCCACACUCGGCGCGAGGACAAGCACAUGUUCUUCGAGUUCCCGCAGCCGCUGCCCGUCUGCGGCGACAUCAAGGUGGAGUUCUUCCAUAAGCAGAACAAGAUGAUGAAGAAGGACAAAAUGUUUCACUUCUGGGUGAACACCUUUUUCAUCCCCGGGCCGGAGGAGAGCGUGGAAAAGCUGGAGAACGGUGCCCUGAACAACGUGGAGAGCCAGCAGCGGGCAGGGGGUUCUGGGGGCCAGGCCCCGCCAGUGAGUGUGGAGUGCAGGGACGGCGACGGGGACUUCCUCAUCCUGACGCUGACUAAAAACGACCUGGACAAGGCCAACAAAGACAAAGCUAACCGCUACUUCUCACCAAACUUCAAGGUGAAGCUAUAUUUCACCAAGACGGUGGAGGAGCCUUCGAAUUCGGAGGCGAGCACUUCGACAUCCGUGACACCGGAUGUGAGCGACAAUGAGCCAGACCAUUAUCGAUACUCGGACACCACUGACUCUGAUCCGGAAAAUGAACCUUUUGACGAAGAGCAGCACACGCAAAUCACUAAAGUGUGACGUGGGAGGAGAAGGAGAAGGAAUGCUACACCAGGAAACAAAAGGAGAACACUUGAAUAGAAACUUAAGAAGAACCUUUUUGACCCGUCCCAUCCAUCUUCCCCCCCCGGCAAUAGAAUAUCAUCAUGUCAAAUGCCAAUUUUAGGGAGAACAGAUGACUAUCCUGACCAAUAUUGUUAUUUUGUUUCUUUUUCAUGAGUUUGGCACGGCCGUCCACCACGUGUGAGCUGUUGACACUGUUGGCCAAUAGGAGGAGGAGCUGUACACCUACAUGUGCACGUGUAUACGUGUACAUCUACACGUAUACAUGUACACAUACUGCAUAUACGUACAUCUACACGUACACGCGCAUACGUGUACAUGUAUGUGCAGAUACCUAUAGCGUAUGUGCAUAUAAAAAGAAAAGAGCAGCACAAUGAGGAGGCUGUGGUGGGACGAUGCUCCUUAUGUGCAAAGCAAGGCCAGAGCACUCCUCAUCCUCAUCUUUUACUCUUCAUCCUCCUUUACUGUGAAUGCUUCUUGUGCUCUUUGCUGGCUGGAUCACAUGACUUUAGGCCUUUCGUGCAGCGCAAACUGCAUGCCUUGCCCGGGUUUUAUUAGGGGGGAGGUGGGGGGUUGUGAAAAUGUCUAAAAAGCAUUGCCAUUCCUGUUCCCACUGUGUAUACCUUUAAAUUAUGCAGAACAAGACAUCCCAUGUAAUUGUUCAUGUUUUUUUAUCCUAAAAUAAUAAAAAUAUCAUACACAAAACAAUCAGCACCACACUUUCAUCCCAAACGUAUGCAAGCGUGCAGGCUACAUGCACAUAACUUCCUGCCAUCAGAGGUUAGCAAAACAGUGGCGUCUUCAUCAUCAUCAAAGUCUGGACCUCGAACACACUGAGUGAUCUAACAACUUUGUCUUUCAAGCUGAGCUAACAACCAGCUGGACCAUUUUUGGUGCUCCCCAAAUCAGAACAAGGAUUA
Messenger RNA from Dunckerocampus dactyliophorus (ringed pipefish), 2937 nucleotides. Its product is annotated as phosphatidylinositol 3,4,5-trisphosphate 3-phosphatase and dual-specificity protein phosphatase PTEN. The transcript is spliced from 10 exons. The record is from RefSeq and is a predicted model, not a curated record. Gene Ontology annotation, cellular component: cell projection; plasma membrane; nucleus. Gene Ontology annotation, biological process: phosphatidylinositol dephosphorylation; regulation of phosphatidylinositol 3-kinase/protein kinase B signal transduction; cell motility. Lineage: Eukaryota; Metazoa; Chordata; Actinopteri; Syngnathiformes; Syngnathidae. Bases 665 to 1975 code for a protein of 436 amino acids. Gene Ontology annotation, molecular function: inositol-1,3,4,5-tetrakisphosphate 3-phosphatase activity; phosphatidylinositol-3,4-bisphosphate 3-phosphatase activity; phosphatidylinositol-3,4,5-trisphosphate 3-phosphatase activity.